UUAGGAUGUGCAGUUCCAGCGGUGCGAACGUGUUCCGGGCGCGCCAAUUGGCCAAGUAGCCGUCUUAAAGCCAAUAGAGCUAACCCAAAAUUUAUAGCCAGAACGGCAACAGUUUCUCACUACAACAAUAGCGCCAAAAUAUGCCAACGCCUGAUUGAAGGCGCCGAAAUCGCGGGUCGCGCGUUUUUGUGUAAAUAAACAGAAAUCCGAAUAGAUCUCAGAAGUCAAGAAACCAAAACGAAAUUCAAGCAGAACCAAAGAAAAAAAAAGAAGAAUUCAUCUAUCAGAGAUCUACACAUUUUAUUUUUCGGUUUCAGUGGCUAGAGCACAAGUUAUUCAAUUAAUAAACAUAAAUGCCAGCGUGCGGAAUGUCUGACUGAUGAGUUGGCUAGAAGCGGACCCGUAACGCAUACGCCAUGUGAGCCGGAUCGAUGGGAUCGUGUUCCGGCCAAGCCACAAUGCCAUCCUCCUGUAAAUAGCCAGCAGCCUUUUCUACUCGCGUCUCUGUCAUAUGUGUCCGUGAAUAUCCGCCACUGUACAUACUCUAGACACUAAUUGAUUAAACCACAAACCUAAAAAAAACCAAACAAACAAAGCAAAAAACAUAAAAUAAAUAAAUAGAGGAAAAAGCGCGCGUUUUCGCAUAAAGAACGCGCCGCACACACAAGUUUCGGUGCAAAACGGGUAUAAAUAAACGAAAUAAUAAUAUUCGAAUACUCUAUGCUAUAGAGAUUAGUUAAAUUAUUAGUAUUAAAUCGGUUUUGGAAUUUCGCGCGCAAUAAGAUUUAAUUAUAAACAGGGGCAGCAUGGGACCAAUCAGACUCUAGAGCUAGCCACGCAUCCACAGAGUUAGUUUAGACGAAUCAGCAGAUCACAAUGGAUUAUAGCCGGCUGAAUGCUAACAUCAAUACGGGCAACAUCAGCACCGAUGACUUUCUGGCCGUAUUCACGACGGCCAAACCGGAUAAUGCCACUCUCAAUCCGCCCCUGCUCAGUGUCGACGGGCAGUUGACCCUGCCACCGGGAUCGGGUUAUAUCAACCUUAACGAUACGAUAUUCUUUCUGAAUGGCAGCUUUUAUAAUAGCAGCCUUCAGCUGGCGGCGGGUUAUUAUAAUCAAAGUAAUUCCUCGGCAGCAUCAUCCGGCAAUUUGACCAAUCCAAAUCAAACAGAAGUCCACUGGGAUGGCCGAUAUCCCAGUGGUUAUACGCUCACACACAUCGUGAUCGCCUCCAUAAUAGUGACCAUCUUAAUGAUUAUCAUUGUGGUGGGCAAUAUGCUGGUGAUCAUAGCCAUAGCCACGGAAAAGUCACUGAAGAAUAUACAGAAUUGGUUCAUUGCCUCGCUGGCGGUGGCCGAUUUCUUUCUGGGCCUCAUCAUUAUGCCUUUUUCACUGGCCAACGAGCUAAUGGGCUAUUGGAUCUUUGGCAGCUGGUGGUGUGACAUCCAUUCGGCGAUGGACGUCCUUCUAUGCACCGCCUCUAUCAUGAACCUGUGCCUCAUCUCACUGGAUCGGUAUUGGAGCAUAACGAAGGCCGUUGACUAUCUAAAGUCAAGGACGCCGGCGAGAGCCGCUGUUAUGAUCACGGCGGUCUGGAUAAUGUCCGCCCUCAUCUGCAUACCGCCGCUUCUCGGUUGGAAGGUGAAAAUGCCUGAGGGACCGCUGCCCAAGUGCGAGCUGAGCGAGGACAUUGGCUAUGUGCUGUACUCGGCACUGGGCUCCUUCUACAUACCCAGCUGCAUAAUGGUCUUUGUGUACAUACGAAUUUACUUUGCCGCCAAGGCGCGAGCGAGGAGAGGCAUUAAAAAGCAUCCCCGCAAAACAAACAACGAACAGGUAACGAGCUUCACCACCGCCAAGAAAGGAACAAUACCGAUGCCCUCCUCCAGCGGCGUUUCCGCUUUGCAGCUGCACCAACAGCGCCAAAUAGCCACCAUCGAGACACCACCGAACAGCGCCAGUUUGCCGAUGCAGAUACCCACGGUGACCAUGGACCUGGCGUCCGACAUUUCCACCUCAGAGGCGGGGGAACUGGAGGCGGUGGCCGCGCAAACAGUGCUGGCAUAUGCCAAUCCCAAUGGGGCGGGCACAAAUUCGGUGACCGUUGUGAGCAGUGGGAAUGGUGGAGCUACUGGUGCCACGGGUCCACCAAGCUCCCCCAAGGAAACGCUUCAGGUGAGCACAAUAGCCACUGGUCGGGUGGGACUCAAUGUGCCCGUUCCGCCGUCCAUGGGCAGCAACAACUCCAUCAAUGCGCUGAACAACAAUAAUGGCAGCGUGGCCAUGGAUGGAGUAGCACCACCCAGUAGUGCUGGAGGAAAUGGAAGUACAGUGGCGACGACGGGUGGACUCCAGCAAACGCCCGGAAACGAGCUGCGCGUUUCUCCGAUCGCCGGACGGUGUCGAGCUUUAUCCGUGGGCGUGGAUACGGACAUGGUGAGUGAAUUCGAUCCAUCCAGCAGCGAUUCAGGUGUGGUCAGUCGCUGUGCCGUGGUCAAGCCGCUCAAGUUUCGCCUUUGCCAGCCGAUCUUCGGGCGCAAGUCCAAUAAUCAGCAGCGUCGCAACGAGGCCAAAACGGCGGCCAAAAAUCAACAGCCCAGUGCGAUGGCCAGCAAAAAUCAACAGCAACAACAGCAGCAGCAGGUGGUCAAGGCGGAACUGGAGCCGGCCAUACCGAAGACACCCAAACCCCGGGAUCCGGAGAAGGAGAAGCGAAGGAUUGCGAGGAAAAAAGAGAAGCGUGCCACGCUGAUCCUGGGCCUAAUCAUGGGCAGCUUCAUCGCCUGCUGGCUGCCAUUCUUCUUCCUGUACAUCCUGGUGCCGGCCUGUAGCAGCCAUUGCAAUAUACCAGAGUCGGCUUUCGCCGUCGCCUUCUGGCUGGGCUAUAUGAACUCGGCCCUCAAUCCGGCCAUCUAUACCAUCUUCAACAAGGACUUCCGACGCGCCUUCCGGCGCAUCCUGUUCAAGUGAUGUUUGGCCUAUGUGUGCUGUUACAGGUGCGUUUACGCCAGCAUCGAGAAGGCAACCGAACGUGCCAUGGGCAGCACACCCAUGGGCUAUGGUCAUGGCAUGUAUCAGCACUACAGGCGUUAGAUUUGCUUCGUUUUGGUAAUGCUAUAAGUCCCCAAGUCCACCUUAAACCCAAUCCUGUUUACUGGGCUGCAAAACUAUUGAUUGUUCUUUCGAUUUAUAUAUCAUUUUUAUAGUUUUCCAUCUUUUAAUUAUCAACCUUAGUGGAAAAGAAGUUGUCAGCAAACGAUAAAGCAUUAUAGACUCGGUUUAUUCUACUACAACUUUUGCUGAAUUUCCUAUCGAUAGAUUUAUUACAAACAAUGGAUUGUUUUAUAAAUUUGUGAAUUCUUUGUAUUCGGAAAUACAACUUACUGAUACUUAUAGUUAUCAAAAAUAUUAACUGAACUAGCAAUCAAUAGUUAAGCAGCUCAGUCCACUCCCAAUAGCUAACUGCCUCCCAUAUUUUUUUUAAUCUUUUUUGUUUUGUUGAAUAAAAAAAGUAACGAACAUUGUAGCUCAUUUCAAAAGCAAUGAACGGCUGUGAAUUUGAUGGAAUCUCUCAAUUUCAAUUUACGCAUUUUGGUUUCGUUUCGUUUGGUUUCUCGAGCAUCCUUGAACCCAAAGACCCCAGAAGCCCUUAGAACCUCCACAGCCCACACACUUUUCACACUCGACGAGCUCAUAGAAAUGCAUGAGCUGUGCAAACAAGAAUUUGAGCUGGGCAAACAUCUAUUAUGCUCCCUGAAUGGAUGUGUCCGCCAGCGACGUCUAUGGCCAUUCAACUUGAAAUAAUUUCGCAAAUUUCCAUUUGGGGCUGCAUUGGCAUUGCCAAUGCCAAAUAUCAGUGCAGUCUGCAAAUGUGUCAAGAGUCAGGUAGCCGCCCCAGAACCCCAAAGGCUUACCAGACCAUCACCAUUGUUGUUGUUCGAUUGGUAAUCAAGCAAUCGAGGUCAACAAGUGUGCGUUGCCGUCGAACGUUGGUUGGUAGCAAAUUAAUUUAAUUUCUUUUUAAUAUUUUGGCAACUGCUUAUCCACUACUUCGACGAAAAUCUCAGAGUCAGGACGCCUGCCAUUGCAAGGUUGCAUUUGGCUUUGGGCCAAAUCAAUAAUUUCAUAUGCACACACGCACACAGAUGCAACUAUAAUCCAGCACAACAGCCGCACAAUUUGAUGUAACAAAGUGAACACACAUAGCCAUGGAAACUGAAAACUGAGAACUGAAACAGAAACAGCGACAGAUUCCACAAGGCAGUCGCAGUUUUAUUCAUUCACUCAAAGAUAUUUCACUCAGCGACACAGAAAGUGGGAGCACAAAAAGAAAAAUAAACCAAAUGUAUGGGAACCAAUGCCUAAUGGGCACUGGCAGAUGCAAAUGCAAAUGGUUGGCUUCUACACUAAGAAAAAUAAUUAAUUAAAAUAAUAAAUAUUCUAUUUUUAAUUCAAUAUCAGUUUUUUUAAUACUUUCGAUUAAUUUAAAGAGACAAGCUUAAUAGAUUAUUUUUUCAUCAUUACACAUAGAUCUGUAUUGCAAAUCUGAGGAAUACAUUUUUCUCUGUGUGCAACCCAUCCCCAUACACCAUUUUCUCCACCAUUUCCCACUUUAGUUUUUGGCUAUGCAUCAGCAAAUGUAUGCACCCGGCCGAGUGGAAUAGACAGCCCGUCACCCAGUCAGUCAGUCAUUCCGUCAGUCAGUCAGUCAUUCAACCAUUCAGUCGGUCGAACGGGCAGACAGUCGUCACUGGAACGCUACAAUGACACCGAGUUAGACGAAGAUGGAGACAGAGGAGCCAGACCAGGGACAGGGACGUUCAGACCGACUCUGUUUUUGGCAUGUGGCCCAGAAUGGCUCUCCAUUUCGUUUGGCUGGUUGGGCUUGUUUUGCUAGCCAAAAACCAAAAAAAAAAAAAAGAAAAAAUGGCAAGGAAAAAAUAUAUUGUAUGGCCCAGAACACACACAAAAACACAAAGGCUGACAGUCUAUGCAUAAAUUUUACGUACAAUUUAUUUUACUUCCUGUCUGACGGCUGUGUCCCUAAUAAUUUUUUCGGUUACUUUGUGGCAAGGUGCAGCAACUUAAUCUGCGUGCCACUUGUAACCACUAUAGUCACUCCCUCCCUGGGUAAAUUGUAAUCUUCGCAGAGCAAUCUUCAAUCUCCAAUAGAGCAUCUAUAAUCACCUUGUUCUCUGAGGCACACAAAAUUUAUGACAGCUCUUAGCAUCGCUCGACCUUUCAACACAUGUUGGCAUAGUCGAAGAUUGAUCAGAUUUAUAGCUAUGGCUAUAGGCUAAGUGCUUGCGGUUCCCGAAGACCUCUUAAAAUUGUUUAAGAACGCAUAAAUAAUGUGACCGAGAUCGGCCAUGAAUGGGAUAUGGGAUGUAUAUAUGUAUGUAUUUCAUUUGAAUAAAAUGGAAAUGGAAAUCGACGAAAGAACUUUGAUGGUGUUGAAAGACAAACACUGAAGGCUUUCGGUGGCUGGUGCAUUUUUUAUGGAUCACACAGCAUCCUGCCGAACGUUUUGGCAUUGUCAGCAAUGUGUGUACAACAACUGCACUCAAAUGACAAUUUGAACAACGACAGAAAGUCCAACAAUAACAGCUACAACAACAAGCUAAAUGGCAGGACCAAAAAAAAGGACCGUCGUGCACAAAGCGAAAUCGAAAACAAUUGAAAUCGACAGCAAGGGAAAACCCAAGUGGUGCAGGUGGUGCAGCAGGCACAUUAAAAUGCGCGAUUUACACGUUAAAUUUAAAAAAAUCUUUUCAUUUUUCAUGAAAUGCAAUAAAACUCAGAUUAAAAAUGUUCUUCAAAGUAGUUUUAAAACCUCUUUAUUUGGGAUAUUUUCUUUUAUUAGACAAUAUAUCCCUAAAUUUCCUUAGUUCAUUCAGAAGUACUUACAAUUAUGCAGUAAUACCUCCUUUUUAGUUUAACAGUUUCUGAAAAAUAUUGAUAAAUACUUUAAUUUUUUAGAUAUUUGAGAAUAAAAACCCACAUUAAUGAGUAAAACUAACUUCUAAAUUUGUUUCUUCUAACCAUAAAUAUAUUUUUUUAAUUAAUUCUAAGAUUUCAGUGUAGCUGCUUAGCUUUAAGUUAUAUAACAUUUCCAUAAAUAUACCUUUUAGUUUAAAUUUUCUUCAGUGUAAAUACAAACACAUCCCCUACACAGCACUUAACUGCACUUAGGUGCGACAGCCAGAUGAGUGUCGAACGACAUUCCACGAAUGGCAUUGUUUUGCCUGGCACACUGAAAGUCAUUUUCACUUAAAGCGUAAAAAGCUGUCAGGCAUUUUAGACCACCCUGCGUAUACGCAACGCCAUCCUUUGUGUCCUCUUUUUUUUGGUGAGGAUCUGCCUUUGCUGGCUACUUUACUAAGGCCCAUUAAUAAAAUUGCAAUUAACGUCACAAUUAGCAAUCACCAUAAAUUAAAUGCUCGACAACAAUUUAAAAUUUAUCAUAGCCAAAGAAAAAAACAAACAAAAAAGCGCGACAAAAAACCAUUUUGUAUAAUUCAAAGCUAUUUAAAUUAAUUCCCAUAAUUGAAUUAUAAGAUUUGGAAUGCAAAUUUUUUCGCUUUGUUUGUCCUAAUUGUUUCGAGUCAACAAGGGAGUUGUCCGAAAUCGAGUAAAUAUCAAAAUUAAGCGUAAAACAUUUACAAUAAUUACAUAAAAACAUUUUAGAUUACUGUAGUCUUAUUGUCUCUAAUUUCGUUUUUUUUUUUUUUUUUUUUUUUUCGUACAUUUUAAUUCCGAACACCAGAGGCAACGAAUUUGCUGGUGAAAUUUAAUUAUUUAUAGCGCAAAAUGCGUAAAUUAGAAUUUGCAUUUCUGUCAACAACUAUUUCGGCACCAUGCUUUAUAUGCCAUAAGCCAAUUUAAUGCCUGAUUAACUCGGCAAAUUGCAAGGGGUAUUUAUAGAGAAUCGGAUGGACAGGGAAAGGUACUUUAAAUGCAUUUUUGUUUGUGGUUGCGCAAUUUUCAGAGAAUUUUUGUGCAACUCUUGGUAAAUAUUUGUCUAAAAUUACUAUCGCCCAUGCAGACAAAUGUUUAUUUAUGCGUAACUAUUGCCCAGACGGGCGCAUUCAUAAUAAUUACAAGUUCUUUUCAAAAUAGCAAAUAAAUUACACUUAAUACAAAUGCAUUCGGAUAAAAGCAUCAAAAGCCAUCAAUAAAACGGCAUUCACUUAUGUUUACGACCCACCCACAUGAUAAACACGUGAAAAGUGCAAACAUCGAAAAUGCAUUGUUGCCGAAAUUGCAUGAAUGCUUCCGUGGCGCCGAAAUUUUUUGAAUUUCUGCGAGAAUCUACUCUGUGAUAGAUAUAUAUAUAUAUAAAUAUGUAUAUAUAUGUAAUUUUUGGAAAGCUCUUGGAGCAAUUAUCGUGACCAUUAGGCAAAAGUCGCAUGAAUCAUGGAAAUGCUGCUAGCUGGCCUGCAUAUUAAUUAAUAAAGUAUAAAAGCCAUAAAUGUAAAACUCAUAACGACAAAUGUUGGACCAUAAAUAUGCACUUAGGUAUUUAUGCGCAUUGACAGCAUGAAUAUUUAUGAGCCAAUGACGGCAGCGACAGCGGCCAUUAAAAUGCGCCCCCCGUUGAUUAAUUGGAAAAGUUGCUGUGAGUUGGUUGUGCUGGUUCAACGGGUCGUAUGCUUUCCCCCCUCUUUCCUUUUUAGCAGGUCUGAGAAAAUGCCGCCCAAAACCAAGCAAAUCCAAUGCCUGUCUUCAGGUUUAGAAACAAAAAUAAUAAUAAUAAUAAAAAAUACAAAUGAAUUUAUUUGUUUGCCAUUAGAUAAGCCAUGCGACCAUCUAAGUUCAAGUUUUGAGGCUCGACUUUCAAAACAAAAACAAAACACAAAAAUCACAAUGACUGAAAUGUUUAAUGGAAUUAUUUCAUUAAAAAAAAAACAAAAAACAAAAACAAAUUGCAAGUAACUUAAACGUAUUUCAAUAUUUA
Molecule: messenger RNA, 7957 nt
Organism: Drosophila eugracilis
Lineage: Eukaryota; Metazoa; Arthropoda; Insecta; Diptera; Drosophilidae
Gene: Octalpha2R
Product: alpha-2 adrenergic receptor
Exons: 3
Coding region: 877-2970 (697 amino acids)
Biological process (GO): adenylate cyclase-activating adrenergic receptor signaling pathway
Cellular component (GO): membrane
Molecular function (GO): G protein-coupled amine receptor activity
Source: RefSeq, a predicted model, not a curated record